UAAUGACUAAAAACUGAGAGAGAAAAAGAAAGGUAGGCUAUACAUAUGUAUGUCAUAGUUAUAGGUCUAGAUUGUUAGUUCCAACUCAGUAGAGUUGAGGAGUUGUUCAAAGUUAAACUAUUCUUCCUUUAACCCGUUGUGUUCCCUAUAUAUAGAGGUUCUCGGAAAUAUUUUUCCAUUGAAAACUUUCUCAUCUUAUAAGAUUUGCUAGUGAUCUUACUCAAGUGUUUCAAAGAUGAUUCACUCACAUCUAAACCACAUGUAGAGGCAUAUGGUAAUUGGUUUAUCAUUUUCUUUUGGUUGGAUUUUGCUAAUGGAGAUUGCAAGAAUCAGACAAUGGCUAAACCUUUUAGUUUGUGCACUACUAUUGCUUAAAGGAAAAGGAUAUAUUGUUCCAAAGACUUUGGUCGAGAAUGCAGUAUCAAAAGGAGCUGUUUGUUUAGAUGGCAGUCCCCCAGCUUACCACCUUGAUAAGGGAUUUGGAGAAGGGAUUAACAAUUGGAUUGUUCACAUUGAGGGAGGAGGAUGGUGCAACGAUGUCACUAGUUGCCUUUACCGUAAGGACUCUCGCUUAGGUUCAUCUAAGCAAAUGGUUGAGGAACUUGGCUUUUCUGGAAUUUUAAGCAAUGAACAACAAUUUAAUCCAGAUUUCUACAAUUGGAAUAGAGUCAAGGUUAGGUACUGUGAUGGGUCAUCAUUCACUGGUGAUGUGGAAGAAGUUGAUUCAACAACCAAUUUGCACUUCAGAGGAGCAAGAAUAUUUUCAGUUGUAAUGGAAGAUUUACGGGCAAAAGGAAUGGAAAAUGCUAAAAAUGCUAUUCUCUCUGGUUGUUCAGCUGGAGGAUUGACCACUAUAUUACACUGUGAUCGCUUUAAAACUUUGUUGCCUUCUGGAGCUAAUGUGAAAUGUGUUCCAGAUGCUGGUUAUUUUAUCAAUGUAAAGGAUAUCUCAGGAGCAAGUCGCAUUGAAGAGUACUACAGUCAAGUUGUUAAAACACAUGGCUCUACAGAGAAUUUGCCCACAUCAUGCACUUCAAAAUUCAGCCCAGAACUGUGCUUUUUCCCACAAUAUGUGGCAUCACAAAUCAAUACCCCAAUCUUCAUUGUAAAUUCAGCCUAUGACUCAUGGCAGAUAAAUAACAUCUUGGCACCUGGUGCUGCUGAUCCCAAUGACCAAUGGCAUAACUGCAAGCUUGAUAUAAGCCGUUGCUCACCUGAUCAACUAAGUAUAAUGCAAGGCUUCAAGAUGGAAUUUGAAAAGGCAUUGAGUGCUGUAGGUGACUCUCCAUCUAAAGGAAUGUUUAUAGAUUCUUGUUAUGCUCACUGCCAAACAGAAUCACAAGAGACAUGGUAUAAAAGUGACGCUCCACACCUUGCCAAUAAAACAAUUGCCAAGGCAGUGGGGGACUGGUUUUAUGAUCGAAGCCCUUUCCAUCAUGUAGAUUGCAAUUAUCCUUGCAACCCUUCUUGUCAGAGCCGUGUUUUUGAUCUAAAAGACCACCCUGGAAUAUAAAUUCAUUUGAUCAAAUAUAUAUCAUUCCUAUAAACGUUUCCUAUUAAUUAACUGGUUAUUUAUGGUUUGAGUUAGAAAGCUAGCAAAAUAAGAAAAAGGCCACCACCAUUGCACUGACCUUGUGCAUUGGGUGUCCUCAAUCAAUGUUUAUCAUUAUAACUGUUGCAGUAUCAUUAAAAUAGUAUAUUAUGUGCUAUUACUAA
Cajanus cajan (pigeon pea) is the source of this 1716-nucleotide messenger RNA. RefSeq names its product pectin acetylesterase 8. The record is from RefSeq and is a predicted model, not a curated record. Gene Ontology annotation, biological process: cell wall organization. Gene Ontology annotation, molecular function: pectin acetylesterase activity. Lineage: Eukaryota; Viridiplantae; Streptophyta; Magnoliopsida; Fabales; Fabaceae. Gene Ontology annotation, cellular component: plant-type cell wall.